CGGUGGUCAUUGCAGAUGCACCUCGAAGAGAUGAGGAGCCAGACCAGAGCCUUGAUCCUGCGAGCCCUCACCCUGGCUGCCCUGCUGAGCCCCCGAGGAGCCGGGGCCCCCAAGGAGCCCCCCGAGGUGACCGUGUUUCCCAAAGAGCCUGUGGAGCUGGGCCAGCCCAACACCCUCAUCUGCCACCUGGACAAGUUCUUCCCGCCAGUGCUCAACGUCACGUGGCUGCGCAAUGGGCAGCCGGUCACUAAGGGUGUCGGCGAGAGCCUCUUCCUGCCCAGCACAGAAUUCAGAUUCCACAAGUUCCACUACCUGACAUUCCUUCCCACGGCCGAGAACGUCUAUGACUGCCAGGUGGAGCACUGUGGCCUGGACGGGCUGCUCCUCCAGCACUGGGAGGCCCAGGAGCCCAUCCAGGUGCCUGAGACGAUGGAGACUGUGGUCUGUGCCCUAGGCCUGGCGGUGGGGCUGGUGGGCAUCAUUGCUGGCACUGUUGUCGUGUGUCCUGGAUGCAUCUCCGGGUUCACAGGUUCCUGUGAAUCAUCUAGAGGGGGGAAAGGGACACAAGGAGAGGCCAUCCAUCUGUUCAAGGUCACACAGCUCGAAAGCUGUUGA
Molecule: messenger RNA, 615 nt
Organism: Choloepus didactylus (southern two-toed sloth)
Lineage: Eukaryota; Metazoa; Chordata; Mammalia; Pilosa; Megalonychidae
Product: RLA class II histocompatibility antigen, DP alpha-1 chain-like
Exons: 4
Coding region: 16-615 (199 amino acids)
Biological process (GO): positive regulation of T cell activation; immunoglobulin production involved in immunoglobulin-mediated immune response; antigen processing and presentation of exogenous peptide antigen via MHC class II
Cellular component (GO): MHC class II protein complex
Molecular function (GO): MHC class II protein complex binding
Source: RefSeq, a predicted model, not a curated record